AUGGCCGCCAAGUCUCUGGCCAUUUCGGCCGCCGCGGCGCCCGGGCUGCGCCGGUCCCUGGCCGCCCAGGCGCCGGCCGCGUCCUUCUUCAGCUCCCAGCCGGCGCGGGCCGUCGUGAGCCCCGCGCAGCACCGCGUGGGCGAGUACGGCCUCGGCGGCCGCCACAGCGUGUCCGGCGUGCGCUGCGCGCUCUUCGGGGGCAUCGGGUUCCUCGGGCGCUACGUCUGCAGCGAGAUGGGCAAGAUCGGGACGCGCGUGCGCGUCGGGAACCGGGGCUGCGAGCUCGAGGCGCGCCACCUCAAGGUGAGCUUCGACCACGGCCAGUUCCACGCGCCGUUCUACUCGGCGCGCGACGAGGCGUCCAUCGCCGAGGUCAUCGGGCGGGCGAACGUCGUCGUGAACAUGGUGGGCAAGUACUACGAGACGCGGAACGUCGUGCCGACGAAGCGCGCGGACGGCGCGUACAGCAACGUCAACUAUUCGUACGAGGAGGUCAACGUCGACGCGGCGCGGGCGAUCGCCCGGCAGGCCAAGGCCGCGGGCGCCGCGGGCUUCGUGCACGUGAGCGCCAUGGCCGCCGACGCCAAGAGCCCGUCCGAGUGGGCGCGCACGAAGGCCGCGGGCGAGGCGGCCGUGCUCGAGGAGUUCCCCGAGGCGACGAUCGUCCGGCCCUGCACGCUCUUCGGCUGGGAGGACCGGCUCCUCAACUGGUUCGCGGGCAUCGCGGGCAUGCCCGGGGCCCUCGUGCCCCUCGUGGACGACGGCGCGUCCGUGCUCCAGCCCGUCUACGCGGUCGACGUCGCGAAAGUCAUCAACCAGAUCACGCUCGACCCGACCAAGUACGCGGGGCAGGUCGUGGAGCUCGGCGGGCCGGCGGAGUACACGCGCCGCGAGCUCGCCGAGUUCACCUUCGACGUCACGAAGCAGAAGGCGACGCUCGUGCCCGUGCCCGCGCAGCUGGCGGAUUUCGCCGCGGGCUUCAUGAACCUGGCGCCGUCGCCCAUGUGGACCCGCGACGAGGUCGCCCUCGAGACCGUCGACGUCGUCGUGCCACCAGGCACGCCGAACCUCACCUUCGCCGACUUCGGCAUCGCGCCGACGCCCAUCGAGAAGAUCGCCUUCUCCUACCUCCACCGCUACCGCGAGGGCGGCCACUUCAUCAUCGCCAAGGGCUACCACGGCUAG
Messenger RNA from Aureococcus anophagefferens, 1185 nucleotides. RefSeq lists its product as hypothetical. Lineage: Eukaryota; Pelagophyceae; Pelagomonadales; Pelagomonadaceae. The coding region runs from base 1 to 1185 and encodes 394 amino acids. Gene Ontology annotation, molecular function: protein-containing complex binding. The transcript has a single exon. Gene Ontology annotation, cellular component: mitochondrion. The record is from RefSeq and is a predicted model, not a curated record.